Messenger RNA from Cladophialophora carrionii CBS 160.54, 1026 nucleotides. RefSeq lists its product as uncharacterized. Lineage: Eukaryota; Fungi; Ascomycota; Eurotiomycetes; Chaetothyriales; Herpotrichiellaceae. The record is from RefSeq and is a predicted model, not a curated record. The transcript has 3 exons. Gene Ontology annotation, molecular function: lipid binding. Bases 1 to 1026 code for a protein of 341 amino acids. Gene Ontology annotation, biological process: endocytosis; eisosome assembly; negative regulation of protein kinase activity. Gene Ontology annotation, cellular component: plasma membrane; eisosome filament.
AUGCAUCGCACAUACUCUAUGCGCCAAUCGCGCGCUCCUACAGCCUCCCAGAUUGAAAACCCACCCCCGCCAGCAUCGUCGACAAAGACGGGCCGCCUGUUCGGCCGUGGUAACUUCGGGCAUGCGUUCCGAAAAGGAACUGCCGGCGCCUUUGGCCCGGACCUUGCAAAGAAGCUUUCCCAGCUCGUGAAGAUGGAGAAGAACGUCAUGCGCAGCAUGGAGCUGGUCGGCCGAGAGCGAAUGGAGGUCGCGCAACAACUCUCGAUUUGGGGGGAAGCCUGCGAUGAAGAUGUUAGUGAUGUGACUGACAAGCUCGGCGUUUUGAUCUACGAGAUUGGAGAGCUAGAGGAUCAGUUCGUCGACCGCUAUGACCAGUACCGCGUCACCAUCAAGUCGAUCCGCAACAUCGAAGCCUCGGUGCAACCAUCUAGGGACCGCAAGCAGAAGAUCACGGAUCAGAUUGCCCAACUGAAGUACAAGGAGCCCAAUAGCCCGCGUAUCGUGGUCCUCGAGCAGGAACUCGUUCGUGCCGAAGCCGAAUCUCUCGUUGCCGAAGCCCAACUGUCGAACAUCACUCGAGAGAAACUGAAGGCUGCAUUCAACUACCAAUUCGAUGCGAUCCGCGAGCACUGCGAGAAAGUCGCCAUCAUCGCCGGCUAUGGAAAGCAUCUGCUCGAGCUUAUCGAUGACAACCCUGUCACUCCUGGCGAGACGCGUAAUGCGUACGACGGCUACGAGGCCUCCAAGGCGAUCAUCCAAGACUGCGAAGAUGCGCUCACCAACUGGGUUUCGUCUACGGCCCAGGUCAGGUCCAACCUGUCCACCCGCGCACGCAAUCUCAGCCAGAGGCGGAAGGCCAACUCGAUCAAGAACGAGGGCGUCGAUCUUUCUGGUCAAGAUCAGCCAAUCAAGAACGAUCGCGACAGCUGGGUUCCUGCAGGCCAACACGGCGAAUACGGGCAGGAUGAAGAAGAAGAGGACGAGGAGGAGGAAGAGGAGAGACCACAACAGGCAAACGGUAAGUGA